Trematosphaeria pertusa is the source of this 3996-nucleotide messenger RNA. Its product is annotated as ABC transporter-like protein. The record is from RefSeq and is a predicted model, not a curated record. Gene Ontology annotation, cellular component: membrane. Gene Ontology annotation, molecular function: ABC-type transporter activity; ATP binding; ATP hydrolysis activity. The transcript has 8 exons. Lineage: Eukaryota; Fungi; Ascomycota; Dothideomycetes; Pleosporales; Trematosphaeriaceae. Bases 1 to 3996 code for a protein of 1331 amino acids.
AUGGAGGCCCCGGGAACCAGUCAAGCCGCCGCGGAGGACGAGAAGCGGCGUACAGGGACCCCGCCAGGGCUAAAGCAGGACGAGAGCAUCCAACAGACCCCGCAGACCACCACCGACUCGAUACGCCCUGUGGCGACGAAUACGACGAGUGGCUCAGUCGACGAAAAUGCAAUCUCUCUGCGCGAAGUGGACCCUGUAUCCGUCAGGCUAGAGCACCUGUCCGUCUCUGUCGAUGAAUCGCCGAACCUCUUUGUCAGACUGUUUGCGAGGAGCAGACCGUCAACACGUGAUGCCAGAGCCAGCCAUGACAAGAAGAUACUGGACGGCAUCUCGGCCGAAAUGGCCAGUGGCUCCCUCACGGCAAUCAUUGGAGGGAGCGGGAGCGGCAAGACAUCUUUGCUCAACCAGAUGAGUGGCCGCAUGAAGGGGAAUCGCCUUUCAGUGUCGGGCCGAACCUUGUUCAAUGGUAGUGAAGAUCCGUCAAAGAUCCGGAGCGCAUAUGUGAUUCAGCAGGAUAUUCUGCUUCCUACGCUUACGGUUCGCGAGACCCUAACCUAUGCCGCGCAACUUCGUCUGCCUCCGUCCAUCAGUCAAGACGAGAGAAAACAGCUAGUUGAAGAGGUCAUCAUGGAGCUGGGCUUAAAGGAAGCAGCAGAUACCCGGAUAGGAAACCACGAGCAUCGCGGUUGUAGCGGUGGAGAGAAGAGGCGCACCAGCAUUGGCGUGCAGCUUCUGUCAAAUCCAAGCCUACUGUGGCUUGAUGAGCCUACAACGGGUCUCGAUUCGACCUCCGCCUAUCAAGUUGUCAAGACACUUCAGAGCCUGGCUCGUAAGGGACGAACGGUCAUAGUCACAAUACACCAACCUCGCUCCGAGAUAUGGAGCUUGUUCGACACCAUUAUCCUCCUAACAAAAGGUAGUCCUGCGUAUGCUGGCAGCGCCAAAGACUGUCUACCCUACUUCGCAAAACUCGGACAUGAAGUGCCCGCCUUUACAAACCCAGCAGAGUAUCUCAUCGACAUCGUGAGCGUCGACAAUAGGAGUGAGGAGGCCGAGACUGUCGCCCAAGCGCGGGUAGACCACAUAGUAGAAGCGUGGAGGGAGCAUGCUUCGAAGGCUUCAACAGAGAAAGACGCGCAGGACUCGAACACCGUCACCGGACAAUCAUCUAAAGCUUUUAGAACGAAGCACACGUCACUGCUGCAGCAGAUUCGGGUCCUCACUGCGCGUACAUGGAUCGUUACCAUCCGUGACCCCAUGGGCAUGUUCGGAAGUCUCGUCGAAGCGAUUGGCAUGUCUGUCAUUACAGGCUGGAUCUUCCUCCAGCUGGAUGGCUCACUGUCCGGUAUCCGCUCCCGUCAAGGCGCCCUGUAUACCGCGUCUGCCCUUCAAGGGUACCUGAUCCUCCUCUACGAAACCUAUCGGCUCACAACCGACAUUCAACUGUUUGAUGAGGAGUCGCGACAAGGGGUUGUUGGAAUACCGGCCUUUCUGAUCUCGAGACGACUGGCUCGAUUCGCUAUUGAAGACGUCCCAGUGCCACUGAUCUUCUCCCUAAUAUUCUACUUCAUGACUGGCUUCCAGACCGAUGGUGGCGAAUUCCUUACAUUCUUCGGUGUUAUGCUUUUGGAGCAGUACAUUGCGGUAUGCUUCGCGACCACCUGCAUCGCGAUCUCGAGGCAUUUCGCAGGGGCAAGCUUGGUCGCCAAUCUCGCAUACACUCUUCAGUCGAUGGCAUGCGGCUACUUCAUUCAGUCCAAUACAAUUCCCGUAUACACAAGAUGGACGAAGUGGAUUGCCUACGUGUUCUACGCCUUCGGAGCACUCUGCGCGAACGAGUUUACAGAGCGCUUUUAUGAUUGCCCUUAUGAAGGAGGUCCGUCGAACCCGGCGUGUAAAGAAUAUACUGGCUCGUUCAUCCUCAGCUCGCUCGGGUUUCCUGGCGACUGGGUCUGGCGGCCUAUUUUGGCGCUUUUGGGCUUUGCAAUCGCAUUCUAUCUUGGCGCAGCAUUACUACUCAAAUUCUGGAGUGCAGAAAUCGCCAUGGCUCGCGCGAGGCCUUCCAACACGGAUGCUUCGGCCGGAAAAGAGAAGAUGGCUACCAGGUCCCCAGGCGAGGUUCGCACAAUCAACAUCCGACUUGAAGGUUACGGUCUCGAUAUCGAAAAGCGCUCGCUGAAGGAUCGAACUAUGAAGACUAUCCUCAAGCCACUCACCGCUGAUUUCCAACCAGGAACAUUGAACGUCAUCAUGGGCCCGUCGGGCUCUGGAAAGACGACUCUACUGAAUAGUAUGGCCGGUCGACUCAGGGACGACAUGACCACGCGAUACAAGAAGUAUGGGAACAUGACAUUCAACGGACUAGCACCAUCCGAAGACGUGGUUCACGCCAUUUGCUCGUUCGUUACGCAGGAAGACGAUGCUCUGCUUGCUUCACUCACAGUUCGCGAAACACUACGCUAUGCGGCUGGUCUUCGGUUGCCCAAGUGGAUGUCGAAAGAGCAAAAGAUCCAGAAGGCUGAGGAAAUCCUGUUGAAGAUGGGUUUGAAGGACUGUGCUGAUAAUCUGGUCGGCAACGAUCUUAUCAAAGGCAUCAGUGGCGGCGAGAAACGCAGAGUCACUAUCGCGGUCCAGAUCCUUACCGAGCCUCGCAUCCUACUCCUCGACGAGCCCUUGUCAGGUCUGGAUGCCUUCACAGCCCUAUCAAUCAUGGACGUCCUCCGGGGUCUGGCAAACGAGAGUCGCACCUUAGUGGUCACGAUUCAUCAACCGCGCUCAGAUAUCUUCACCCAUUUCGGCAGCAUCCUUCUUCUAGCCCGCGGUGGCUCUCCGGUCUACGCAGGCCCUGCGCAGAGCAUGCUUCCUCAUUUUGCAGGGCAAGGCUACCACUGCCCCCGUCAUGUAAACCCAGCAGACUUUGCCCUGGACCUCAUCACCGUCGACCUCCAGCACGAGUCCCGAGAAGCUGCUAGCAGGGCCAAGGUGCGGAGGCUCAUCGAAUCGUGGACAUCCGACAUGUUUCCCGCUGCUCGAAUACGCUCCAUUGCAACGCCUGCUGAGCUGGGAAGCUUGGCUCGUGCUCCUGCGUCGUUCGCCUCAGCCUUCACUAUUCUAGUCAGGAGGGCUACGAAGAAUUUCUUUCGACAACCUGACCUGCUCGUUGCGCGCAUAAUGCAGGUCGUAGGCUUAGCUAUCGUCCUAUCACUAUAUUUCGCGCCAUUGAAGAAUGAUUACUUCGCCGUCCAGAAUCGAUUGGGCUUCUUGGUUGAGAUUGCGCCUCUUUAUUUCGUCGGAAUGCUUCAGAACGUUGCAGUCUAUCCAGGCGAGCGAGAUGUUUUCUACCGCGAUUACGACGACCGCGUGUACGGAGUUGAAGCAUUCUUCCUCACCUAUACCGUCAUAGAGGUGCCAUUCGAGAUCGUCAGCUGCCUCGUCUUCUCCGUCCUCGCUUGUCUGGCCUGUGGUCUCGAGCGCAACGCCCAGACAUUCUUUAUCAUCACCUUCAACGCUUUCUGCAUCGUCAGCUGCGGCGAAUCCCUCGGUAUCUCUUUCAAUACACUCUUUACACAUACCGGCUUCUCGGUCAAUUGCAUGAGCGUCUUCCUGUCCGUGGCGCAGAUCAUGGGUGGUGUAAUGUCUCUGGACAUCCCAGCCUUCCUCCAAGCUUUCAACCACCUGUCGCCAAUCAAGUACGCCAUGGCGAACAUGGCGCCAUACACCCUCCGUGGGCAGCACUUCACCUGCGAAGACUGGCAGAGGAUCAACGGUCAGUGUCCGAUUACGACGGGCGAACAGGCUCUAGAACUCUAUCACCUCAACAAGAACCCCGAGAUGAACCUUAUGGGAAUCGGCAUUUGCGCGAUAGCGUACAGGCUGAUUUCAUAUUUGAUACUCAAAAUGGUGAAGGAAAGGUGGCUGGGGAAGCUGUGGAGGAGAGUGGGCGCGUGCAAGUUGAAGACGAUCACGCCGCAGACUUCGGGGGCGGAGACUGUGUAG